This is a messenger RNA of Lingula anatina, 858 nucleotides long. RefSeq names its product UDP-GalNAc:beta-1,3-N-acetylgalactosaminyltransferase 1-like. The record is from RefSeq and is a predicted model, not a curated record. NCBI's taxonomy places the organism in Eukaryota, Metazoa, Brachiopoda, Lingulata, Lingulida, Lingulidae.
AUGAGACCCCAUGUUGUAAACAGGUUCGAUCAUAAGCUGCUGAUAUCACCAUCCGGAAAGUGUCGCGGGCAAGUGAAACUUUUGAUAACGGUUCUGUCGGUGUACGGUAACGUCAACAGAAGGCGUGCUAUAAGGCAAUCGUGGGGAAACUUGGCCAAACGACCAGACGUCCGCCUUGUCUUCAUCUUCGGUCAACAAACCACAGAGUCAUUUAAUAACUACUUAAUGGAGGAAAGCAUUACAUUCGGAGAUAUUAUACAAUAUGAUUUUAAGGAUUCUUACAGAAAUUUGACUUUAAAAUCCCUUUCAAUUUUGAGAUGGGCUCGAGAAAACUGCCCCAAUGCCCAAUUUAUUUUAAAAGUUGAUGACGAUAUCACCAUAGUUACUUCAAGGCUUUAUGCCAUACUGCGAAAUUUAGAACCAAAGGGUAUAAUAUACGGGACGUAUAAUAACGCAUUUUUAGUCGUAAGAAAGGGAAAAUGGAACAUAUCCUAUUCAGAUUAUCCGUUCAGUUUUUUCCCUGCGUAUGUGGCAGGCGGUGCAUAUGUUUUAUCGUCUGAUGUAGCUGAGACGCUGCUGAACGCUGCCAGACACGUACCACUGCUGCCGGUGGAAGACGUCUUCAUUACAGGCAUCCUAGCACACAUUAAAUCGAUUCCUCUCACUCAAGAUUCUAAUUUCUUACUACGUGACUAUUUUCCGAAGUAUAAACAGCGAACAUGUGAUAGGGUAUCUCAUGAUACGGUGGCCAUUAUGGUGGUAACUUUUGAGGAACGUUCCUUGGUAUACCAGAUGAACAGAACUUUCUUGGAUCUAGAAGGCUGCACAACGCAGCAACAUUCUACACUGGUUGUGUAA